Messenger RNA from Paramecium octaurelia, 277 nucleotides. The record is from the annotation of a GenBank genome assembly. Lineage: Eukaryota; Ciliophora; Oligohymenophorea; Peniculida; Parameciidae.
AAUGACUUAAUGCGCUUAUCAACCAUCAGAAUGUUCUAAAUUAAACUAUCAAGGAAUAACCAUCCAUCCAUAACUUACACAAAAAAAUACAAUAUUGGAAUAAAACCUACUUUAAUAAAGUGUACGAUAUCCAAAAAAAUAAUGUGAUAGUAAGAAAGUCUUUUAUUGAUCAUAUUGUUCUUACCAAUAAAUUCAAAUAUAGGGAACUAGGCCUUAGUUAGCUAAGAAUAAAAUAAACAGUGAAAUAAAUCCAGUAGAACCAAUUUAUAAUAUUGCA